Messenger RNA from Rotaria sp. Silwood1, 465 nucleotides. The record is from the annotation of a GenBank genome assembly. NCBI's taxonomy places the organism in Eukaryota, Metazoa, Rotifera, Eurotatoria, Philodinida, Philodinidae.
AUGCUUCCCCUUGUCUAUGACCCUGAAAGAAAACAUGAUCACGAUUUACUCUUGCAAUAUCGCGUGAACUAUCCCUUCGAUUCGUUACGACCUGAACAAAGGUAUGCUUUCUUCAUCUGUUGUCGAAAUUAUCAAGACGUUCUCGAUGAUAUUCAUCAUUUACCUUACGUAAUUAAAAUCGAUGUCUGCGCUCAUCACUGCCCUGAACCUGAUGGCAUUCAAUGGAUGACCGAUUAUCCGAAAGUUUCCAAAUGUGAUGAUCCUCGUCCCUGGGUACCAUCGGUUUUUAAAUGGGCAUUGGAAACACCGAACAAUCAACAGCAGAAUCAUGAAAGCUUGCCACAAGUGCAAGCGUUCGUCGAUGCUCUAGAACAAUUGCUUGAUGAACCACAUGUUGGAAUACAAGAGAGACAGCGUACGGAUACAUCGCCCGACAAUGGUAUUGAACCUGAUGAGAGCCGUUAG